GUGCAAAAAUUGCGCGUCAGCGUUGCUGAACCAAAGUUGGUUGCAUAAACCGAUUAAAGAAAAACUGUCUGCUGUCACCGCCAGUUGUCAACGCUCUACUCCCCUCUCUUCUCUUGAAAAGUGUCUCUCUGAAAUAUCGCUCUCUUGUGUUUCACAAUUUCAACUGUAUAGAAGUAUAACUUCCAACAGGUUAUGGGCCCAGUUGUGCAAGCUGAUAUUACUGAAUAGAAAGAAAAAAAAAGGAGAAAAUGGCGUGCUCAAACAGAAGUUUAAGCCAUGUGGUCAAAUUUGAUGGUAGCAACUUACCACUCUGGAAGUUGGGCCUGGACGUUGCACUAGAAGAACAUGAUGUUCAGAGUGUGACCGAUGGCACCUGCCUCAUGCCACCUGAGAUGCGAGCUGUCCAUGAACCUGCUGAAGGACAAGCUGUGAUCGAUGGAGCCCCAGUCAUGCUGGGACCAGUCCUAAAUGCAGAUGCAAUUAAGGAUUGGAAAACGAAAGAUUGUACAGCACGUCGAAUCUUACUCUCAACAAUUGAGGAAAAACUGCAGAAUACGUUGGUCGGAUGCAAGACAGCUUUCCAAAUAUGGACAAGACUCUCGUCACAACACAACAAAUGUGCAGACAACAACAGAUACGUAAUUCAACGAAAAUUCCUUAACUACGACUACCAACAAGGCCAUGACGCCAUGUCCCACAUCUCGGCCAUUGAGAACCUUGUCGAACAACUCAAAAACAUGGGUGAAGCCCCAACUCUUUUGCAAAUCUGCACCAAGAUUAUCUACACUCUUCCACCUCACCUGCGUGGAUUCAUUGCAACAUGGGAGGCUCUUCCAGAACAAGAACAGACGAUUGCAUUGCUGACAGCAAAGAUUCUGAACGAAGAGAGUAAAAACGAAAUGUUUCAGCCUCAAGAUCUUGGAUACUUUGCGGCUAGCAAAGGGUAUCGAGGUGGCAGCAGAGGAGGAUACGGUGGUAGAGGAGGCCAUUCGGGCGGUGUCAGAUUUCAAGACGGCCCACCUGCCAAAAGAGCCAGGUACACUGGUCCACCAUGUGACUUCUGUACACCCAUGGGCACUACCGCAGCACAUCCAACCUCAGAAUGUAGAAAACGGACUCAAGCAGCUAAACGAGACUCAGCUAACCCCGCCUUUAUCAACUCACCCACCGUGGACUUUGGUUUACCAGCCGCCUUCAGUCCCCUAGCCCGUCUUGAUUUAACCGAUUGGUUCGCUGACUCUGGAGCCACGGCCCAUCUUACAAAUCAGAAGAAUAUUCUUCAAAACAUCGUCACUGUUCCAGUAGGCAGCUGGGUCAUACAAGGCAUUCAUCAGUAAACU
Messenger RNA from Daphnia pulex (common water flea), 1340 nucleotides. RefSeq lists its product as uncharacterized. NCBI's taxonomy places the organism in Eukaryota, Metazoa, Arthropoda, Branchiopoda, Diplostraca, Daphniidae. The transcript has 4 exons. The coding region runs from base 249 to 1337 and encodes 362 amino acids. The record is from RefSeq and is a predicted model, not a curated record.